Molecule: messenger RNA, 381 nt
Organism: Plasmopara halstedii
Lineage: Eukaryota; Oomycota; Peronosporomycetes; Peronosporales; Peronosporaceae
Product: bet1 homolog
Exons: 4
Coding region: 1-381 (126 amino acids)
Source: RefSeq, a predicted model, not a curated record
AUGGCGAGCGGUCGAACGAGUGCUCGAGAAACCCUUUUCUCUGGACGCUCUUCACGGUCACAGGCCGGAGGAAAUGUUGACAGCGGCGAGCAAGCUAAACGUCUAUUAGAGGAGCAAAAUGACGCGCACAUCAGCCACUUAUCGUUGCAGAUCACACAGUUGAAACAGCUGUCAAAUAGUAUUCAUUCCGAAGUCAUCGAUCAAAAUCGCUAUCUGGACAGCAUGGGCAAAGAGUUUGAUAACACGGAGAGCCUGUUAGGUGGUACAAUGAAGCGACUUGGCGUAAUGAUGGAGCAAGGUGGCAGUAAACACAUGUUGUACCUCAUUCUCUUUGUUGUUGUGGUAUUUGUGCUGCUUUACUUUGCCAUUCGAUCUCACUAG